Amoebophrya sp. A25 is the source of this 1193-nucleotide messenger RNA. NCBI's taxonomy places the organism in Eukaryota, Dinophyceae, Syndiniales, Amoebophryaceae. The record is from the annotation of a GenBank genome assembly.
ACACCGAGUAGUGCAUGUUGCGAGUUGUUGGUGGCCACGUCGGCUAAAAAAAGCUGUUUCAAGAUCCCAACACUUCGAUAAAGAGCAUGGUUUGGCGAUACUAGAUGCGUCCAAGUAAAACCAGAACAACGUCAGCGCUUGCUUGGCGAGCAAACCUACUCCCGUUGUAGAGUUCGAGGUGGGCAACCGCCUCCAAUGCGCUGGUUGAAUGGAGCGGAGCGCGUGGAGGAACUGGAAACGGAGGCCGCCGGGAGACGUUCAAAAUGAGUUGACUACUUUCUGGAGUGGGCCCUCGAGCGGAGGGGUUUCUACUUUUUCAACAGACCAUCUUUUGGGACAUGGUGAUGCGAAAACAGAAGAAAUACGAUCAAGGAGGGGCGCGCAAGAAUCUGGUUGUGGUUCUGGAGAAGAAGUCGAACCCACAGAUGCAGAUGGCCGGAUAAAGCGACAAAAGAAAUCACGAUCUUGCGAUUAUGCGGGGACGACUGACGAGAAAAAAAGUGAUACAUCGUCGAGCAGAAAAUGCGGCUCUGGGACACCAGUAUGGAGGGCGCGGCGGACUCCAGGCGUUUCAUUCCUUGGCAGUGAUCGUCGGCAAGGAAACAAAGCAGGAGCAGAAAAAAGAAUACCAAGACGAGAACAGCCUCAACUUGCAAGGGAUAGCAAAUCUAGAGUUAGAGAGCAGGAGCAGUGGAGAGGUGACGAUGGUAGCGGCCAAAGCAGCUGCAGCACUGGUAUCUACUAUAGAAGGUCCAGGAAUCGUGGCCGAAUAAGGUGGAACUUUCCUACGAUACAAUCGCACUACGAUACACUAACGGAAAUACAGACCUGGAGAUUCCGCAGAAGGAAAUUGCGAAAUGCGGGUGACCAUAUUGUAGGACAUCGCACUGCUGAUGGGACGGCCGCACUUGAUCCUUCAAUGCUUGACAAGGUGCUAGCCAAUCCUCCUGGCAUAAGGAAGAUGAGUGACGGCUUGAUUUCCUGUCUAGAGCAGGCUGGAGGGUCAUCCUCUUCCUCGUGGAGACGGCAGAAGAGAGGUGGUAGUUCCGGUAUAUGUUUCGCGGAAGCAACAGGCUUCGACGAAAAACAGGAAAAACGCACGCUCGAUAUCAAUGAAACAGCAAAGCACGUGAGCAAUGUGCUUCGAUAUCGGGGCAUGCCUCUCGUUUGUUCUGACGGCAGGCAUUUCCGGG